Trametes versicolor FP-101664 SS1 is the source of this 1710-nucleotide messenger RNA. RefSeq lists its product as uncharacterized. Gene Ontology annotation, molecular function: protein binding. The transcript has a single exon. The record is from RefSeq and is a predicted model, not a curated record. Bases 1 to 1710 code for a protein of 569 amino acids. Lineage: Eukaryota; Fungi; Basidiomycota; Agaricomycetes; Polyporales; Polyporaceae.
AUGAGUCUCCCCGAAGGCGUUUCGGAGCUGCUAGCGAGCUUGCCAGAAGAGGAUGCGGACGUGCUUCGCGUAUCCCAGGACAAAGAACAGCUCCUGUCGCUAGCUACCGACAGGAUCGAGCACUACGCAAGCCACAUUCAGACCCUGAACGCACUCAGAAACCUUCUAGCACCCAUUCAUCGCCUCCCUGCCGAGAUCCUCAUGGCGAUCUUCUACCGAUGUCGCCGGACCGUCGCGGAUAUUCGUCUUGCUCACAUCUGCAGGCACUGGCGCUCCCUGAUCCUCGGGAUGCCCCAGUUCUGGGCCGCCAUGCUCGGACAUUUGCAAUUCCACCCACUUGGUGACCCCAAACUCGAUCGCAGAUAUCGCAGGCACUACAAAGGGCUCCUGCAGCAGUGCCUCGAGCUUUCCGCGCCACGUUUGGUCAAAUGCCGUGUCGUGCUGCUCAGCGGUCCAGAGUGUCGCACGCUCGCCCCCCAUCUCGACAGGCUGACUGAGCUCUCGGUGACGUUUUUCUUCGGACACGCAGUGUACGACGUUGCCGCGAUCCUCGUGCGGGGUCUACCCAACCUCGUGACUCUGCGCUUAGAAGAAAACGUUGCGAUUGCAAGCUGGGAGGACCUUCCUUCUCUGGACAGCUGCCCCCUCCCAGUGCUCCGCCGACUGGAUAUUCCGGGCGAUUGGCCGCUGUCUCGCUUUAUCACGAGCUCACUUGAAAACCUCGUAUUACGCCCCGGGGACGCGCGAUAUGACAUCGAUGUUGACGAUGUCAUUGACGCGCUGGAAAGCUCGUCCCUCGUGUCCUUGACGGUGCACUAUGACGGUGCGAUCGAUCUCUGGGACCGCCUUCUCGUCCAGGAGAAGAUUGUACGCCUUCCUCGCUUGCGCAAGCUCUCCCUCAUCGGAGAGCUCGACCUAAUCGAAACAUACAUAUUACCGCGACUGGCCCUGUCUCCCUCCGUCCAUAUUUGCCUCUCUUUCCCUCAAGCGACUGAACGGUGGCUCGCUGCCAGUGACGUCGCUCGCCACGCCACCACUUUGCGCGUGCAUCUGCCUGGCUUAGCAUCAAUCACGCGCCUCUACCUCGGGAACACGCGCUCGCAGGGAGGCCGCGUCAAGCUGCUCGGGUUCGCCGAGCAGGAGGACGGUACAGACGCUGCGCGGCUCGACAUGGGCAAGUGGCACACCCGGCCGUCCGCCGUCCUGGAGAUGCUCGACUUCGUCGCUUCUGCGCCGGUGACGGCCCUCGCGGUCAGCUUGUCCCGUCCGACGCUCGCCGAGCUGCAAUCUCCGGGCUCAAGUGGCCGCACCGCCGUCCUGGCACUACCCCACCAGCUCCGGCGGCUCGAGCUGCUCGUGCGAACCCCGCUGGACACGAAGCUAUGGUUUGCGAGGUCCUUCUUGAACUUGUGCGCGAGCGAGCAGGCAGGGCGGCCCUCCUCGGAAGAGUACGCGCUGUGCUGGGUGCUCCACAUCGAGCGUGGCCGCGAGGCGUUGGUACAGGAGGAACUGCAGGCGUUGGAAGACCUCCUGAUGGAGUCGCCAGGAUACAGGCUGGGGCGCCUGGAGCUCUACGGGACGAUGGCGCAGAGUGGGCAGAUAUAUACGAAGGCUGCGGAGGUGCCCACGAAUCGUGCGCGUUGUGCGGAGCUCGUUGGGCCGUUCACGGCGCGCCUUGGUGCGUUGGUUGGACAACUGGUCAUCAUAUAG